UAAAGGUCCCUACAAGCCAGAUGAUGGAUACAGAAGACACUCAAAAUGUAACUGAACUAGCUCUAGCUGUAGCCAAGAAUGUCAUCGCUGCUGCCAUCAAGUUCGUGGAAGAAGCCGAAAAGCCCAUCAAAAAUAUCGACUGGAUCACACAGGGUGAAUUCACAGAAGAAAGGGGCCGUAAACAAAUUGAGGAUUUCGUUUCGCACUGGAAGUAUCACGGCCGCUGGGUGCACUACACAGAGUUUUUAAAGAGGGAAGAUGUGAUUCACAGCUUCCACUACAUCUACUGUGUACACUGGAGCAUCCCAACUGCUCGGAGACCCAUACCACGAAUCAGUGCCAGCGUCUACUUCACCAUCAAGAUCAACACAAACAAACCUCCGGAUACACCCAUUGAUGUCUCUUACGUCUUUGAGAGCCAUUCAGUGGUUCACAGACCAGGAACGACUCACUUUCAAGAAAAAUGCCUGAGGGACAUUAUUGAGGGCAAAUAUAUUUUAAUGAAUUCAAAUAUCUUCCAAUUAAACAGAGUCAGAAUCUUCCCGAAUAUUUUAGGAAUAGAUUUCUCAUCGGAGUGUGUUAAAAAUACAAUACUGUACAUUGAACCACAGAAUAGUAUUGAAUAA
Lagenorhynchus albirostris (white-beaked dolphin) is the source of this 626-nucleotide messenger RNA. RefSeq names its product A-kinase anchoring protein 14 (gene AKAP14). Gene Ontology annotation, cellular component: cAMP-dependent protein kinase complex. The record is from RefSeq and is a predicted model, not a curated record. NCBI's taxonomy places the organism in Eukaryota, Metazoa, Chordata, Mammalia, Artiodactyla, Delphinidae. Gene Ontology annotation, molecular function: protein kinase A regulatory subunit binding. The transcript has 5 exons. The coding region runs from base 21 to 626 and encodes 201 amino acids.